Molecule: messenger RNA, 8688 nt
Organism: Paramuricea clavata
Lineage: Eukaryota; Metazoa; Cnidaria; Anthozoa; Malacalcyonacea; Plexauridae
Source: the annotation of a GenBank genome assembly
ACAUUGAUGAAUGCUCAGAAGGGAACUUCAGUUGCGACCCAAAUGCAACUUGUAUCAAUAGUCAAGGCUCAUACAAUUGUCAAUGUAAAAACGGAUUCCAGGGGAAUGGAAAACAGAAUUGCACAGGUAUAAAGUUUUUUAUGAAAAUAAUCCAUUAUUUUCUUUGAGUCAAUCAUUUUGGGUAUCUAAAGAUUUUUAAGGACUAAAAUCUUGCAAAUAUUCAGAUAUUGAUGAAUGUUCCGAGGAGUCGACCAACGAAUGUCAUUUGAAUGCAACUUGUUCAAACACUCCAGGUUCGUAUGAAUGCGAAUGUCGAACUGGAUAUCAUGGACUUGGACGUGCUUGCACAGGUACACUCUAUGUUAGUAAAAGGCCCCUAACUCUAAAUAUAAAUUCCUUAUCAAUAUAUUUUGUGCACUGAAGUCAAAUUAAAUAAAUUUUGAGUCAUAAUAUUUUGACUAUUUCAGACAUUGAUGAGUGCUCUGAUGGAAACUUCACUUGUCACCCAAAUGCAACUUGCAUCAAUACUCAAGGCUCGUACGAAUGUCAAUGUAAAAACGGAUUCCAGGGGAAUGGAAAACAGAAUUGCACAGGUAUAAAGUUUUUUAGGAAAACAAUCCUUUAUUUUCUUUGAGUCAAUCAUUUUAGGUUUCUAAAGAUUUCUAAGGACUAAAAUCUUGCAAAUAUUCAGAUAUUGAUGAAUGUUCUGAGGAGUCCACCAACGAAUGUCAUUUGAAUGCGACUUGUUCAAACAUUCCAGGUUCGUAUGAAUGCGAAUGUCGAGCUGGAUAUCGUGGCCAUGGACGUGCUUGCACAGGUAUACUCUAUUUCAGCAAAAGAGGCACUUGCUCUAAAAAUAUAUUCUUUAUCAGUGUAUUUCAGACACUGAAGUCAACCUAGACAAAUUUUGAGCCAUAAUAUUUUGACUAUUUCAGACAUUGAUGAAUGCUCUGAUGGAAACUUCACUUGUCAUCCAAAUGCAACUUGCAUCAAUACUCAAGGCUCAUACAACUGUCAAUGUAAAAACGGAUUCGAGGGGAUUGGAAAACAGAAUUGCACAGGUAUAAAGAUUUCUGAUGAAAACAGUCCAUUAUUUUCUUUGACUCAAAUCAUUUUACGUAUCUAAAGAUUUCUAAUAACUAAAAUCUUGCAAUUAUUCAGAUAUUGAUGAAUGUUCUGAGGAGUCGACCAACGAAUGUCAUUUGAAUGCAACGUGUUCAAACACUCAAGGUUCCUAUCUAUGCGAAUGUCGAACUGGUUAUCAUGGGCUUGGACGUGCUUGCACAGGUACACUCUAUUUUAGUAAAAGGGCCCCUAACUCUAAAUAUAAAUUUCUUAUCAAUAUAUUUUGGACACUGAAGUGAAGCUAAACAAUUUUUGAGUCAUAAUAUUUUGACUAUUUCAGACAUUGAUGAGUGCUCUAAUGGAAACUUCACUUGUCACUCAAAGGCAACUUGCAUCAAUACUCAAGGCUCAUACACAUGUCAAUGUAAGAAAAGAUACGUGGGCGAUGGAACAAACAACUGCACAGGUAUAAAAUUUUUUUAUGAAAACAAUCCAUUACACUGAAGUCAUGCUAAACAAAUAUUUAAUCAUAAUAUUUUGAUCAUUUCAGAUAUUGACGAAUGCUCUGAAAGAAACUUCACUUGUCACCCAAAUGCAAAUUGCAUCAAUACUCAUGGCUCGUACGUAUGUCGAUGCAAAAUUGGAUACGAGGGGGACGGGAUAAAGAAUUGCACAGGUAUUAAGUUUUUUUAUAAAACAAUUUAUUUGUUCCUCAUAAACAACACAAAAUAGCGAAAUUCAAUUUCGUUAUAGGAUUAGGUUAACCUGCACAUAACCUGAAAACUAACCAACCGUUACGGUUUCACUGUUUCUGGCCGUAACGAAUGCUUUGAAGGAAACUUCGCAUGUCGCCCAAAUAUUUGGAUAACUCUGAGAAGAAAUGUAAUACAUCAUUAAUAUUGCAAAAAACCAUCAUAUUCAUCUUAAUUACAUUUACAAAGGACGUAAACUUCAUGGAAAGCAGGAAGUAGUUAAUAUUUGAAGAUACCUUUCGAAAACUUUAUAAAUUAAUAUAAAUUAUAAAAAAUAUUAAUAUAAUAAAUAUAUAUUAAUAUAAAAAAUAUUCAAGUAAUUAAUAUUGCCGCGUAUAUCACUCUUGAACCCCGGAAAAUUAUUAUGCAACCUAAAACGUUCAUAUUUUCGUCCAGAAACAGCAAUAACACCACAUUUAUCUACCAUAGAUAAUCGACUAUGCUCUAUUUAUAAACAUAAACAACGAACGCUGUUUAUCAGAAUGUUGUAUUUUUGAAAAUAAUUUACCGUUUUACGUUGGCGCCGAAUUGUUAAUGAUCCCGCGUAAAUUAUUUGUGGACAUGAACCACGUUAACUUUGCUCAUGUGAACACGAGAAAUUAUGACCCGUGACAAUGACUUGUCGGGGGAUACCUGUUUGUCCCAGAAAUAAUACAAUUUACUAUUUACAGUUGAAACCAUUGUUUAACGUGAUUUACAAAUCAGAAUGAUCUUAUUUUCAUCUUCUGUUGCAUAGACAAUUGUGCACAUCAACCAUGUAACUCUAAGGAAAAAUGCAUCAGUGGAACUUCAUACGAGUGUAUAUGCCUUAAUGGAUAUUUUGGACAAGGGAAAACAUGUUCAGGUAUAUUUUACAGCAUUAACCUUAUAGAGUCCCGAUUUUUUAUAUCCAUGAACAUUAGUUUUACAAUUUUUUCGAACAAUAGAAUCGACACCAUGAUACUACCACAAAAUUCUGUUGAGCAAACAUUUGCAACCACAAUGUAGCCCAGACAGAAAUUGCGAUUUGUCUCUAUCUUUUCCACACGCAAUAUUGAUAUGCCCGUAUAGAAUUUUUAUCGAGCAGACAGCAAUGCAUUUCUUUCAGAUUUUAGAUAACAUUUAGCAAAACGUAUCUACCAACAAUUUUCACGUCACAAACUUUCCAAACCUACUAAAUUCAUUAAUUUCCAGCAAUUUUUGAAAUUAUCAAAAAAUACGUGGUUGUAGAUGGUAAAUGUGUUAGCAAUAUGUCUCAACAAAAUGGUUCAUAAUUCUGUUUAUAGAAAUCAUUUUCUUCCGACUUUAUUUGGCUAUAAAAUUUUGCCCCACAAACCUGUUGUUAUUUCAAUAUAAAAACAAUCAAAUUACGUUGGUCUUUCAAUUUCGAAUGCCGUUUUAAAAUAAGAAUUGAAAAUGCAAUACUUGGUUAAUUUAAUUAAUUUAGUAAUUUAUUUAAAUUAUGCAUAUUCAUAAUAUUUUUCGAAAGAAAAGUAAAUCGUCUCAGACUUGUAUUUUGGAAAUUACACAUAGAUAUACUAGAAAACGAGCCGCUGAGUUUUCGACAGACCCUGAGUGGAUGGUUGCCACAAGAAGGUCGAGGAAAUUGGAGCGUUUGCUGGCGAGCAACAACAGAUGGUUGGGAUUCCAAAAAAUUCCACUCCAGAUGCGACGAGAAAAAACCAACUUUGACAUUAGUGAAAGUUGGUGCUUUCAUAUUCGGGGGAUAUGCUACCGAAUCAUGGGAUGGUAAGUGUAAGUUGGAAAUUAUCAUAGCAUGCAAAAGUCUCUUCUUUAAGGUAUAAGUAACAGCUGUAACUCUUAUAACCGGGAAACCCACAAUGCAGAGUGGAAUAUAUGCAUGCCGCUUGUUAACGCAUAUAUAAAAUUCCAUUGGUGUUCAUGUGAGGAAGAGCCAGUCCGUGGGUAUGUGAGAUCUUGCCUUGCGCUAUGGGUGUGAUCUCAGUCAAGGGAGUCAAAUUUUGAAUAUGAAGGCCUUAUCCUACCUGAUCGGGACGGAAAUUUUCCGAUUUGAAUUAUAAGAUAGUAUUGUAAUAUAGUAAACUUUUGUAAAAUCCAAACAAAAAAUAAACGUCAAUAUAUCUAAGCAGACAUACGGUUAAGGUAGUGCAACAAGGUGCAUUUUGUUUUAAUUUAUUACGACAACAUAUUUCGAGGACGUCAUGUUCACAUAAUAGAGAUCUUACGAUUUUAGGACGGCAACGGCUACCAAUAUACAAUAGAUCAUUGAAAGGAAUUGUGUAAUUACAAUAUUUUUAUAUAUAAUUUAGACAUUGUCCUCGCUCUGUUUACAACGCUAAAUCACAGAUUUUCACGUCUUGAUACAACGGCUGCAUUCCAAGCCACAACAAGUGCAAACUGGGCUUAGCAGAACUCUUCCCAAACAUAAAACCCAUGUCUUCCUCUUCUAAGACUGUAUUAAAUUCAUACGAUUGAUAAUAUACGACGAACUAACUUUACUACCAUUUAUUUGAAGGAGUUUGUUUUGGCCGUUGCCGUCACGUUGCCGUCCUAAAAUCGUAAGGUCUCUAAUAUCGUUCCACGGAGGCGGGAUAUUAGGCGGGAUAAAAACAGUUUUACAAACACAAAAUAAUUUAUCUCACUCAGCUGAGCUAUCUGGCAAAUUGGUCUCAUUUAAACAGGCCUUUAUUUUUAAUCUGUUCACAACUAAACAAAAUCUAACUUGUUGACUAUAACUAUGUUGAAUGAUCUUUCUCGUUUUUCGACAUAUAGCUACGUACAUAUUUAAAUUAAAAAAAAAACACAACUCGACUAUACAGAAAUUUUCAGUUGCGCCGUUAAUUAUCACCUACUUUAAAGACAACAAGGAAAAGCAGAAGAGUUUAAUACUAUAACUGGAAAAUACAUGCAUGCAGAAACCAUCUCCUUGCCGACAAAACCAUUAUAUUUUUCAAACAUGAAGCAUUUAAAGUAGUUGUCGUGGUAACACGAUAAUUUUAUUAAUUAAGAAUAUUUUUAUAAUUGAAAAAUGGCCUAAAAAUAUCACUUUUAAUUACACAAUUAUCAAUUUCCCAAACAUGUAUAUGUUAGGUAUGUUAUUUACGUAAUACAGGCUUCAAUUUGAAAGUGGAAGCACCGGAGUCAACAUGGACGUCUAACUUCGAGCUCUGCUAAAUUGUAACAUUUUUGUGUUAAAUCUUGGCUCAAUUUUUACGCGAUCUGUUUCAAAUUUACUAAAAUUAAUGACUAUUAAGCUUCUUUAUCCUUAAACAAGCUUAAAUCCCUCCAACUAAAUCCCUCCGAGUACAUCAAAGUGUAAAUUGAUAUCAGCCGAAAUGAAUCAAGAAAAUAAAGGAGGAAGUCUUAUAUACAACUUGUGUCUUAAUAGCAAGGGGAAAAUAUUAUGAACAGGAUCAAUUGAUGAACUACAAGCUUUGUAGAAGGAACGUUGAACUUAACGGGCGGGAAAUGGCUCUCUCUUGGAGGCGAUGCUAAGCUGUACCAAAAUUAAGUGGUAUAGAAACUCAAAAACGAUAACUGUCAGCGAGGACACCAUAGGAACAAUAGAGGAACAACUAAUGACAUUGGCCUCAAUUGCAAUAUCCCAAAACUUAGCUGACCAGAACACAAGAAUUACUAUUGACGACGGCAUGGACCCACAUUGUUAAUGAAAUAGAGAAAGAGUGUCUUAACCUAACAGCAAUAAAUGAGGUAUUUUCGUCUGAACUGAGUGAGGCGGAUGCUUUUGCACAAAUCUUAGAGAGAAUAUUAACUAUCGAGGAGAAGCUAUACACAAAAAUUGAUUACAUGGCACUGCAGGUAUGCAACUUAAAGAAGGCUGAUGACCUUCAUUAAAAGAUAUCACGUGACUAUAUUACGGAUAUAAAACAUGAGAAUGAAAAUCUCAAGAAAGAAUACACUGCCCUUAAAGGAAAAAUUGAGUAUACUACUAUGGUAAUGUCAGAUCUCAAUACCAAACUUAAAUUGUUAGAUGAGGAAAAGCAAUGUCUAGUGACCGCACGUAAAAUCUUACAAGGAAAAGAAAUUGCGAUGAACGACUGGCGUAAAAAUGAAAUUGGUGCCUCCACCAAUGUUGAUGAUAAAUUAAAACAAAACUCUGGCAUGGAAAAACGGGUUCAAAACUACAGUUUGAGAACAUACUUGAAUGCAAGAAUACGUUUGAUAUACUUACAGUAGAGGAUGAUAGUGAACAUACAGAUGUUGAUAAACAAGAAACUGUCGGGGAAGACUUGGGUACCGGUAUUCAAGUAGCUGAGGAGGAAGUCACUGUUGAAUGCAACGUGAUAAACGAACAAGAGCCUAACCGGAAAGACUCGGGUACACAGAUGAUAGAAGGUAAGCCAGAGUUACUACCAAAUAACCAUAAUGAUCUCCAAAACAACAUGAACUUAGAUCGAGAAAGCCAAAUUGUUAUUAUUGGAGACUCAAUAAUCAAAUAUAUAAUACCGAAAAAAAUAUCGAGUAGAAAUGUUACGAAAAUAACCUUUCCGGGCAAAACAGCUGAUGAAAUAUCUAACCAAUUAGACCAAAUCAAGUUAAAAUCAACACCCUCCCACAUUAUAAUUCAUGCUGGAACAAACAACCUGCCUGUUGACACAGCAGAAACCUGUGCUGAAAAAGUUGGGCAAUUAGCUUCUAAUUUAAAAACUAAAUUUCCAACAUCAAGAAUUGCAAUGAGGGUCCUGAAGGGGUAAAAUGGGAACUGGGAUUGAUCUAUUUUUAGACUGGGAAAAUGGGAUUUGGGUUGCUGGGACUGGGAUUUGGCCACUGGGAAUGGGAAAUGAAGUCCUCAAAAAUGGGAAUGGGAUUGAGGUAAUGCGAGUCGAUUCCCAAUUUUUCUACGUUUUAAGUAUUUUAAAAUACAAUUUUGAUCUGUUUUUGGUGUCUUUGGUCAUGAUUUUUGUUGUUAACUAUAUUAUUCACAGCACUACCUGCGAACAGGCAUACUCUGGCGCCCGGAAUUCGGGGUUUUCUGAUUAUGCGUGUCUCAGAAUGCUGUAAAUGCCAUUAACGGGAUUCAAAUUUUAAAAUUUCCUUCUUGCAAUAUCAAGCAUUGUUACCCGGGAAGACUGUGACCUAACAGAGAAAAUAAAGAAAACAAAUACACCAACCCAAACAUGUUUAAAUCAUUUAAACAUGUUUGGGUUGGUGUAUGUCAGGAUUAUGGUUUUAUAAUGAUGAUGUAAGACUGCCUUAAAAGGAUCCACCUAAACGCUAAAGGAUCUGCCUACUUAGCUGUCAAUUUCAUUAAAUUUAUUCGAGAAGGCAAUACAACGAACACGCAAACAAUUAAGAACAAGGCAAGGAAACAGAAAGUUUGGUCAGGAUUUUCAGACAAGCCAACUGUUACAACUGGGAAACUUUUUAACAUCUCUAGCCCCAUCAGCCCCCUAACACCCGAGUCACAGCAUGAUAAAGAUGUAACCUACUGCCCAAUUCAAAUGCAUGGGAAAACUAAAAGGUCUGAAACUUGGUAGUCUAUUAAAAAAUAUAGAACAUCUUCGUUGUAUUUUAUCACAGUACUCCUUUCACAUCUUUGCUAUCAACGAAUCGAAAUUGAUUCAUUAGUAAAUGACUCUGAAAUAAGUAUACCAGGUUAUAAAGUAGCUAGAAGAGAUAUAAAUAGAAAUGGAGGUGGUGUUGUAAUAUAUGUUCAAGAAUACCUCUCAAUUUUGCUUAGAAAUUACUUAGUUCCAAAUAAACUAGAAAUGAUCUGUAUAGAAAUUAAUCAACCUUUCAACAGGUCAUUUCUAGUUAGCACAUGGUAUAGACCACCUAAUUCAAGUAUGGAUCUAUUUGACGCAUACGAUAUUUUUCUUCUUAAUUGUGAUGCUGAAAACAAAUAACUAAUUCUAUUAGGAGAUAUAAACUGUGAUGUUGCUAAAUCCCCACCAGAAGCGCAUACAAUUAGAUUUCAAUCUAUAAAUACAUUAUAUAACAUGGCCCAGUUAAUAGAAGAACCAAUCAGGGUUGGGAGAACGUCUGCUACUAUAAUUAACCUUAUUCUGACAAAUGCUCCUGAAAAAUAUCUCAUGCUGGCAUCAUCCACGUUUGUAGAUCACAGCCUAAUAGAUGCGGUUCACAAAUUCAAACCACUUAAACGUAGGCCAACUAUUAAAAAAGUUCGUAAUUUUAAUUAAACACUUUUCUGUAACAGAAUUUAUAUCCGACCUAACCAAUAUUCCUUGACAAACCACUUUACAACAAAUGAUCCAAACUUGAGUUGGAAUAUCAGAACACUACAUAAACAUGCUCCUGUUAUAGACAUAUAAGAUCAGGGAAAUACACCAUUCCGUGGAUGACAGCGGCAAUAAGGUUAGCUAUGAGAAGAAGAGAAUACCAUAAGAAAAAAGCUAUGGAACUGAAAUCUGAUUCGCAUUGGCAUAAUUAUAAGUGAUUGCGUCAUAAAGUUAAUAAACUAAUACGUGAGACCAAAUCUACUUUCUAUAUUAACAAAAUAUCUGAAUGUGCGGACACUAAGGAUUUAAAAAAAUGCCGGCCUACAAUAAAUUCUCUUCUAGGGAAACAAAAUAAAUCCAAUUACAUUAGAGAGCUUAAAGUUGGUGAAAAUGUCAUCACGGACCCUAAUCUCAUUGCAGAACAUUUUAAUAAACACUUCAUCAACAUUGGAUUGUACCCUGAUGAGAAUGAUACGCCAAACGAAAGUGGAGAAAUCUUCAGUUCUCUGAUACCAACAUCCAUUCCCAAACUAAUGAUAAAUUUAAUUUUUCUCUGCUUAAGGUUGGUAGUGUCCUCUGUAAUUUGAAAAACCUCAAAGCCAAUAAAUCCACUGCCCUAGACGCCAUCACAGCGAAAAUACUAGUAAAACUAGCUGCCAAUAUUAUUGCCCCUUCCUUAUCGUAUAUUUUUAAUUUAUCUCUUCAAAGUG